Molecule: messenger RNA, 1323 nt
Organism: Lasiodiplodia theobromae
Lineage: Eukaryota; Fungi; Ascomycota; Dothideomycetes; Botryosphaeriales; Botryosphaeriaceae
Product: Abhydrolase domain-containing protein
Exons: 2
Coding region: 1-1323 (440 amino acids)
Source: RefSeq, a predicted model, not a curated record
AUGGUUGAAGAAGAGGAAAUUUGGGGGGAUGUUGAUGAUGAUACAAAAGGGGGCAACGUGGAUGACGAAGCCAAGGGGGCUGUAUUUUGCGUUAGUGCUGAUAGGGAUGGCGGUAAGGGAGAGACGACAGAAGAGCCGACAGGUAUUGAAGAGGCGCCGAGGGGUAUUGAAGUAGAAGAGGACUGUAAUGGAGCUGCAGAUCCCGCCGACCCAGACGGAGAUGGUCCAGAUGGAGAGGAGACUCCAGUAGACGUGAAAGCUGGGCCUCCUACUAUUGCCGAUGAAGAUGGCUGCGAAGGAAAGACUCCUGGUAUUAAAGAUGAAGCAGGCGGCGCCGGUGCUGAUGAUGACAAUGAUGAGGCUGUACUUCCCGCUCCAACUAUUGCUGAUGGUGGUGGGCCUGAUGGAAUCAGGUUGCUGUUGGGUGCAGCCCCGCUUCCAGUGGCAGUACUAGAAGACGAUGGUACUGACAAAGCAGCUGACGAAGGUAAGGUGGCGACGGAAGCUAUUGAACUCCCUGUAAUGGUCGAGGAGGAGAUUCCAAGAGUCAAUUCCGUUCCCGCGGAUAAUGAAGAAGAUGAACUAGAGGAGGAUACAGACGGUAAAGAGGAUGCGGAGGCCGACGAUAGGGCAGCCACUAAAGAUGACAGAGGUACUGAAGAGGGUAGGGGUGGUGAAGAGGAUAAGGGUAGUGAGGCGGAUAGUGGUGUUGAAGAUGAUAAUGGUGUUGGAGACGAUAAGAUCGUAGAGGAGGAGAUGGUGGCUGGAGAGGAUGCAAGCGCUGAAGAAGAUAGGGGAUUCAAGGCGGAUAAGGGGGAUGAAGGGGACACAGACGCUGAAGAGAAUGCGAACGCAGAGGAGGACACGGGCGCUGAAGACGAUGCGGGUGUCAAUGAUGAGCUGGCUGCUAAAGAAGAUAAAGGUGCCGAAGGGGAUAAAAGCGCUGAAGACGAUAAGGGGUUCAAGGCGGAUAAGGGGACUGAAAGGGAUACAGACGCUGAAAAGGACACGAGCGCUGAAGGGGACGCAGGCGUUGAAGAGGACGCGAGUGUCAAUGAUGAGAUAGCCGCUAAAGACGACAGAGGUGCCGAAGAGGAUAAAAGCGCUGAAGGGGACGCGAGCGCUGAAGAGGCCAAGAGUGUUGAAAGGGAGGGGGGAAUCGAGGAGAAUAGGGACGGUGAAGAGGAUGAGGGGACUGGAGAGGACACGAGCGCUGAAGAGAGCACCAGCGUUGAAGAGGGCGCAGGCACUGGAGAGGAGCCACCACUGGACGAUACCACAACAACUCCUGACAAAGCACUCGACCCAAGCGCAGACACCUGA